AGGUGUAAUCAUUUCGUGGAAGGUCAGUGCAAACAAGAUCAGAAGCCUCCUCGUGAUUUUUAUCUGAGAAAAAGUGUUUUUGUUUUCUGCUUUUUGUGAUUUCAAUUUAAUUUUUGUGUUACUUCCUCCUCCUUCUUUAAUUUUGUUUAUUCCAUUCUUCAUAUAUUGGCAACUCUUAUAAGGUACAGCAACCACCAUCAGGUAUUAUCAGUGAUUCCAAAGUCCUAAGGAAUUUGCAGAGCCUCCCUACCCUACCCAGUACCCAACCCAACCCAACCCAUAUCUUCUUCGUCUUUUCAUUUUCUCUCGUGAUAAUAUUCCUUCCCUCUCUCACUCUCUCUUUUGCUCCCACCUGCUGCUUUCUGUUUGCGUAGCUAGGGAGCAUAAAGGUUUCUGCUUUUCUCUACUGCAUAUAUAAGAGAGAAGAGGUUGGAAAGAAACUAUAGUUUUUAAGGGGAUUAAUUUUGGGAGGACGAAGAGGUUGGAAAGUGAAGAUCUUUUUGACUCUAGACAGUGUUUGGGUAUUUGUUAAAGAGAGAAAAUGAAUAGCUGUGGAAGAGAAGGAGCGGUGAGGCAAUAUAUAAGAUCGAAGGUUCCUCGUUUAAGAUGGACCCCUGACCUGCACCGUUGCUUUGUUCAUGCCAUUGAGAAUCUUGGAGGUCAUCACAAGGCUACCCCUAAGCUUGUUCUUCAGUUGAUGGAUGUCAAAGGGCUCACAAUUUCACACGUCAAGAGCCAUCUUCAGAUGUACAGAAGCAUGAGAGGUGACUUGGGAAGACAAGGAAGGACAUCCUCCCAACAUAGAAACCAAUCUUUUGAGGAACACGAUGAUGGGUGUGUUGAUGAAGUGAAUGAUGUUGGUGUUCAAUACUCUUGUUCAAAACUCACUCGAAGAGAAUCUGAUUCCUUAUUGGGCUACAGUGAUUUCUCCCCUAAAAGAGCAAGAAUCGAGAGGACGAGUGAGAGCCUGCAAUGCAGCCAAAGAGUUCCAAAUCCGUACUGCUUUUAUGAUUAUAUGGCUGAAGAGGAGCAGAAGGGAAUAAAGGAGGUUUGUGGUGGUUCAAGACGGCAGACACAACCCCAUUCCACACCAUUCCAUCUGCUACCUGAUUUUUGCAACCUUAGUUCAUUCAAAUGUCAAAAGCAAGAAUCUGAUUUCCUCCAGGUUACUAAAUUAAAUGGUAGAACCACUUCGCAGAUAAUUAAUGUGGUUGGGAACGCUGAGUCGGCACGUGCAGAAGUUGAACAUGUAGGAGGGUGUGAGUUGUCAUUGUCACUCACAUUGCCGAAUCCUUCCCCUCAGAGAAGUAAUGCUUCUUCGGCCAGUGAGAUCAGUGAGGCAAUCUCAUCUUGCCUUGGGUUUAACAAUUACAAAGACUGCUUUAGUUCUUCCGCUGUCAAAGAUAGAAUUAAUUUAGACCUAUCUUUAGCCUUAUGUGGCAAUUGAUUUGAUGCUCAUUGUAAAAUCAUCUACUUUAGGCAUAAUCUAGUUUACAAUUUUGGUGAUGUUACUUGUUUCUAUUGGGUACCUUUUCAAUCAGCAUUUUAAUUAAUUUAUAAUCCAGUUUC
This is a messenger RNA of Gastrolobium bilobum, 1569 nucleotides long. RefSeq names its product putative Myb family transcription factor At1g14600. Lineage: Eukaryota; Viridiplantae; Streptophyta; Magnoliopsida; Fabales; Fabaceae. The transcript is spliced from 6 exons. Bases 542 to 1447 code for a protein of 301 amino acids. Gene Ontology annotation, molecular function: DNA-binding transcription factor activity; DNA binding. The record is from RefSeq and is a predicted model, not a curated record.